UAAUUAAUUUACUUGGUGAGACGCCUUGGCUCACAAGGUAAUUGAGGGAGUCAUAGUAUGAAUAUAACAUGAUCUCUUGGUUGUACGUACGUAUGAGAUGGGUAAGGGGGAGGGCAGUUGAAAGGUUGUUUGUCGCAUAGCUUUGGGCUCUUACCCAGCCACCAUUUCACGUGUGGAAUCUUUUUCUUUUUCUUUUUUUCUCUCUUGGGCUUUUAUGAAGCAUGCAGCAGCGUCCUGUUACUUUCUUCUUCUUCUUUCUUCUUCUUCAAUGAGUGGUGGAUUUGGGCGGUGCUUUCAUGUGACUGACGGUUCUACAACUCUAAUUCAGUGCACGCAUAUCUUGUUGACCGAUAAACAAACAGAUCUCUAUCUCACCAGUAUAAUUGGGCUUGUGAAUAUGAGUACGAGUCUUUGAUUUCCAUCUUGCUUUUGCUUUUGCUUUUCCUUUUGCUUUUCGGGUGUUCAGCAGCAGAAUCGGACAGCUCAAUGGUGCUUAGAUCUGUUGCUGCUGCUUGCAUCGAUUCUGGCGAUUGGCUACAGGGCAGCGGAAUGCAACAAGAUUCAGGGUUCAAAUCUCCUCCGGAGAACAUGCUGGCAUGUCCGAGGGCGUUGAUGGACAGGCGACUGAAGCCCAACGGAGAGCUGGCGCUCAAGUGCCCUCGCUGUGACUCACCCAACACCAAAUUCUGUUACUACAACAAUUACAGUCUGUCUCAGCCUCGGUAUUUCUGCAAGACGUGCAGGCGGUACUGGACCAAAGGAGGCACUCUAAGAAACGUGCCAGUCGGGGGAGGAUGCAGAAAGAACAAAAGAUUCAAAAGAGCGGGCGAUCACCCAUCUCAGACUGACGCAUCUGGAGGUCUUCAGAAUAACAGCAACGAAAUGAAUUGUUCAUCAUCUCCAAUACCAGAGCAGAGCAACCAGCUGAAUCUUCCACCGCCUGUUCGGUCAGUCUACUUUACUCUUCUGAAUGGAGGAGCAGAUGGGCUGGGUAUUUCGUACAGCAGUGCAUCAGUACAGCAGCAACAUAAUCUUCAAGCUUUGAAGGUGGCGGCAGGUGCGGAUCCGGAUCUGGGGGUGCUGACAGACAAUUGUAACAGUAACGCUUCAGGCUCAUGCUCAGGUUCAGGCACAGGCAUGAUGAUGAUGAUAGAAGUCCCAUCUACAUCGACAUGUCCAUCAAAUCCCACCGCCAGUCAUGAACCAUUGGCCAACCUGUCAAAUCUGAAUACCUUCCAGUCUCCUCCAAACCUAAUCUCCCCAAGUGGACCAGAACAACAUCCACAAGCACCCUCGUUAGUGCAAAUUAAUGGAGAUCUAAGUACCAUUUUCGAGGCAGCCCGUCAUCAUCAUCAAAAUCAGCAGGUGCCCACGUCAUCCGCACCCACAUUUUCCCAUGUCAGCAGCAACAGCAAUCGGUUUAAUGAUGUAACAGGUGUUAAUGAUCAUAGAUUGAACUCUACCCUCCAAGAUCAAGACGUCCAAAUUCAAUGGCAUCAGCAGCACAAGUUUACGAUCCCCGUGGAAGAUCAUCAUGAUAAUGGGGGGGCUGCACAGGUAUUAUUGCCUUUUGAUCACGAGAAUCAUCACCAAGUCAGACCACCGCAUCAUGAUCAGAUCAAAUUGAGACACUUGAACAUGGACGGCGUACAGACUACUCCCAUGACAGGCGGUGAAGUAAUUGAAGAAAACGGCCAUGCUACUCCAUACAAUUGGCAACUGCCCACAUCUGAAGGAUUGCUCGACACUUCUGCUAAUAAUAUUAACUACUGGAAUGGUACUGCUGGAGCAUGGCCGGAUCUCUCUUGUUAUGCUCCUUAUACAAACCCGUUGAUUUAAAGGCCAUACUUUAUAAACAUCAUGAACUGGGGAUAAUUACUAAUAUGGAUCCUGAGAAAGCCAGGAGAUCUUUGAUUAAGUACAUUGGUAUAAUAAAACUAUAUUGUAUAAUGUUUGCCAGUCAUGACUCCGUUCCAGACUCUCAAAACAACUGUUUCUGCAGCAGCCUAUUAUGAGAGAUCAGCAUCCUAUAUGGUGUUUCUUACAUAGCUUGCAGGAUUAAUCAGACCAGAGGCAGCUGUAAUUGAAGCUUUUGUUUUGAUUUCGUGAUAGAUGCAGCGAAGAAGUCUCAUUCAAUGGACCUCGCCAAUACAUGAGAGGUACAUGACAUUUGUUCCCUUGCUGCCCAUGUGAUAUCCUGCCCUUUUGGCAGUGUCAGUGUGGAACUUCUGUAAAUAGAGAUUUAACUUGUAUUUGUAUUUUGAAUUUAGCUUGAGAAUUUGUCUAAUCCGUUGUAGAUAUCUUUGAUUUGGACUUCUACAACGGUGCAGUGAUAUUCUCUAUCACUGCAAAAAAUUUACCUAAUUCGCUGGAAUCUAUUCUGACACUCCAGCCUAAUGCUUCAACUGCUAAUGUAAAUUUAGCUCUGGCAUGUUAGUCUCUGCUUUUCUUGCUCCUC
This is a messenger RNA of Cryptomeria japonica (Japanese cedar), 2458 nucleotides long. RefSeq lists its product as uncharacterized. The transcript has 2 exons. Gene Ontology annotation, molecular function: DNA-binding transcription factor activity; DNA binding. Bases 487 to 1839 code for a protein of 450 amino acids. NCBI's taxonomy places the organism in Eukaryota, Viridiplantae, Streptophyta, Pinopsida, Cupressales, Cupressaceae. The record is from RefSeq and is a predicted model, not a curated record. Gene Ontology annotation, biological process: regulation of DNA-templated transcription.